This is a messenger RNA of Rubroshorea leprosula, 1020 nucleotides long. The record is from the annotation of a GenBank genome assembly. NCBI's taxonomy places the organism in Eukaryota, Viridiplantae, Streptophyta, Magnoliopsida, Malvales, Dipterocarpaceae.
UUGCUAUGGUUGGGACACCUUGACUGUAAUACAUUCGCUUGUCUUCUUUAACUGUGCUUUUAUUGUUUCAUCUUGAUUGUGAAUUGGUUAUGCCAUGGAACUUUUAAAGGUUGGUUUUCCCUCAUACACUUUUCUGCAUUGCUCAGGAAAGGAAAUGGCAGCUGAGGGGAAUGUUGACUUGUCAACUCUGCAGUCUUGGCUGAGUGAGACUAAUGAAAUUGGGAAGCAGUAGAUGGAGCAAAGCUAUCCCAAGUAGAUUUAUUGGGAGCCAAAAUAAAGGAGGUGAAGACUAGCAUUCAGGGUCUGAAGAAGAAUCAAAAAGGAGUUAGAGAUUCUUUGGUGAAGGGGAAAAACUACUGCAGCAUUAUUGACCUACUUGAAAUCUAAGGCAAGAGCAAUGGCCAUUCCUGAUUUGGCCCAUACAUUUUGUGUCAUCAAAGAGUUGGAAGGGGUAGGUAUUGUGGACAAAAAUGGCACACUAUUGUCUGGCUGGUCCAGGAGUGUUGAUCUCUCUUCAUUUGACAGUCGAGAUGAAGAAACAUGGAUGGAAAUUAGUAGAGAUCAGGGUUCUUUAUAUGAGCAAGAUGGAUGUUAAAUUGAUGAGUUGCUCAAGUCUGGGCUGGUUGGCACGGUGUAAUGGAACUUCUUGUCAAGAGGGUCAUCAUGGCUGAAUCAGAAACUGCUACUGAGAAAGAGAAAGUAACUUCAGGUCAUGAGCUUGUUCGCAUUAAGUGGGAUUUUGAGUCUCUGAAAUCUUAGCAGUCUCAUUAGUGUCAGAGAAACUCUUCUUUCAUCUGAGAAGCAAUUUCAAACUAUUGAGAACCUUUUUGAACGGUUAGUAUGUUUUGAUAUAUGCUUUGAAUGUGGGUUUUUUUUUUUCCCCUUGACUGUACUUGCUUGUUUUUCAUUAUUGUGCAAUAUUCCUUUCAGAUAAUCUGAAACUAUUUGUCACUAUCAUAGGCCUUCUGUACUUUUUUGUAAAGUGUGGUCAAAAUGUCCUAGUAAAUUGACAUGGCUUAG